Molecule: messenger RNA, 276 nt
Organism: Neurospora crassa OR74A
Lineage: Eukaryota; Fungi; Ascomycota; Sordariomycetes; Sordariales; Sordariaceae
Exons: 2
Coding region: 1-276 (91 amino acids)
Source: RefSeq, a predicted model, not a curated record
AUGUCCAACAUCUUCUUCUGGUUACCCAUGGAGGACCAGGCCAAAGUCUAUGCUUUGAUGUGGCCCGGGAACUGGAAGAAGAAGAAGAAGAAGAAGAAGAAGAAGAAGAAGAAGAAGAAGAAGAGUUCCGCGUCAUUGGCGUCCCAGAGCAUGGGCGCAUCUGGCUCUGGACAAAAAGAGAAGGCGAGUAGCGAUGGUGGUAGUGGCGGCAGUAAGGAUGGAAAGAUGGAGACUGAGGUCGAGACGGUGGAGUACAAGGAGUCAUGGGCGCGGUAG